Monodelphis domestica (gray short-tailed opossum) is the source of this 5662-nucleotide messenger RNA. RefSeq names its product TNF receptor superfamily member 19 (gene TNFRSF19). Gene Ontology annotation, biological process: positive regulation of JNK cascade; positive regulation of canonical NF-kappaB signal transduction. The record is from RefSeq and is a predicted model, not a curated record. NCBI's taxonomy places the organism in Eukaryota, Metazoa, Chordata, Mammalia, Didelphimorphia, Didelphidae. Gene Ontology annotation, cellular component: plasma membrane. Gene Ontology annotation, molecular function: signaling receptor activity; protein binding.
ACCCUCCUGCCUUCAGCGGGCCACUCUGGUGCCUCACAAGAGUCUUAGGAGGGAGGUUAUUGCUGACCCUCUCACACUUUGGCAGGAGGGCACAAGACUCACCUCACCCAUGGUUGCCACGGUGGUGAGUGACUGCUAGCGCCCCCGAUGGCAGUUUGUGUGGCUGGAGCAAAGUAGGACAUCAGCCCAGGUGCUGAGUAGAGAUGGAGGUGUAAAAGGCUGGGUUGGGGGUGGGGUGGUGUUGGGGAAGGAAGAGGGGGGAGGGGGCGUAGGGCACUGAGUGAAACCAGCUCCCUACCGGGAAGGUUUGUCUCUGGAGAGGCCAGGCAGACUAUGAAGAAGAAGAAGAGGGCUGGGCCUGCGAAGGAGAGGAGGAGGCAGGAGAGGACAGGAGAGGAGGGCGGGGCUGCUCCGUAAAUCUGGCUGGAACUAUUUGGGGAGACGGAGACGGAGGCGGUGGCGGCUGCCGUUGCCCAGACUACGGCAGUGCCCCGUGCGGAGGCUACAGAGCCAUGUCCCCAGGACCGGCCACCCCUUACAUCGCCGAAACCCGCUAUCCUCUAGCCUAGUAGAGCUCAACCUGGCACCGACUGCAUGGUGCUUGACCCUGGCGUGCCUCGGAGGGGAAGCAGGGAUCCAGGCAAGUAGGAGAGCGCUCCGGGAGGUGCCUCCAAGGGAUUGGAGAGGGUGAACCGACCCAGGAUGGACGCCUUGCUUAAGCUGAUGCCCACGGCGCUUUUCUCACCGUCGAGCAACUCUUGGGUGCAGCGCCGGAGGAGAGAGGCUGUUUCUGUCUGCGAGAGGUGGACGCUGACUGAUGAUCGCCUGGGGUGAGAGCACAUCCUGUGCAGCCGAAGCUUUGGAAUAUAGUUCAUCAAAAGAAAUGGAAUCUAGAAGCUCACCAAAAGAAUUAUUAUUCACCAUAAUAUUUUUACUAGCACAUUUGCCACAUAGAAUAAUGUCUGAAACGGGAGAUUGUAGACAACAAGAAUUUAGGGAUCGCUCUGGAAACUGUGUCCCCUGCAAACAAUGUGGCCCAGGAAUGGAGCUGUCUAAGGAAUGUGGCUUUGGUUAUGGGGAGGAUGCACAGUGCAUGACAUGCAGGCCGCACAGAUUCAAGGAGGACUGGGGCUUUCAGAAAUGCAAAUCCUGUCUGGAUUGUGCUUUAGUGAAUCGAUUUCAGAAGGCCAACUGUUCUGUCACCAGUGAUGCCAUUUGUGGGGACUGCUUACCAGGAUUUUACAGGAAGACAAAGCUUGUUGGCUUUCAAGACAUGGAGUGUGUACCUUGUGGAGAUCCACCACCCCCAUAUGAGCCUCACUGUACAACCAAAGUAAACCUUGUGAAGAUACCAUCUACUGCCUCCAGUCCCCGAGACACGGCUCUGGCUGCUGUGAUCUGUAGCGCACUGGCCACUGUUCUGUUGGCCCUCCUCAUCCUUUGUGUGAUCUACUGUAAGAGGCAAUUUAUGGAGAAGAAGCCCCGCUGGUCUAUGAGAUCACAGGAUAUCCAGUACAAUGGGUCAGAGCUGUCAUGUUUUGACAGACCUCGGCUUAAUGACUAUCCUCAUAGAACUUGUUGUCAGUGCCAUCAAGAUUCAGCACAGACUUGUGGGCCAGUACACUUGAUUCCUUCAUUGUGCUGUGAUGAGACCUGUAGCAUGGAUCAUGGCACUCAUGGCUGUGCUCUCCACUCCAGGACUACCCUUCAUGAAAGGAAUGCAAGUUCAGUAGGAGAAAUGCUUCCAACAUUCUUUGGUUCCAUUUCCCACUCUACCUGUGGUGAUCUUUCAGAUGCCUGGCCACUCAUGCAGAAUCCAAUUUGCAGUGACACUCUCUCUCUUUCUGAAUCUUAUUUGGAACUGAAUGGAGGAGAGAGAAAUUCACUCAACCUGGAAACUGAAAACUCAGCCAUUUUGGAUUCAAACAGUAGCCAGGACCUGGUUGGUACAGUGGCUUCACUUCAAUCUCAUCCAGAAAACUUGGCAGAAACUACUGAAUGGUGUCCACAAAGCUUACUUACAGACCCACCACUAAAUCAGGAGUCUUUAACUUCUAAAAACCACUUAGAGCAAGAAAGUGAGGAUACCAUGAAUAUGGUCCCCCAGUCUUCCCUCGAGGAAGCCUAAAGGACUCGUUUCUACCAAGAAUGGAAGUGUACAUAACCCUAAUGCCACUCUGCUAACACUGGGGAACCGAACCCAGUCUGGACCUUGGAUGGUUUCUGACAAAGCUGAAUUGAACUGGCCGCAUUUCAAGUCUUUCAGCCAAUUGUGUCUGAGCCAGACCAGCUGGGAACUGAAACUCCAGGGCAUAACUUGAGAAAAGACUAAAGACAGAUUUCUGAUCCUUUGCCUCUCUUCCAAACAAGCAGUUGCUAUGCUACACAACUGACUGAAAGAACGAAAGGAUUGAUCUGGAAGCUAAGAAGAUAUUGUCCGUGUAACAGGAAGCAGAAAUGAGUUAGGAUUUAUGUUCCUCGGCCAAAUGACUGCACAAGACUGAAAAGAUGGGGCAUAUGUGGGCAUCCAUGUUUUGUUUUCAAAAACAAGCAGACAGUAAAUGGCAUCAUACUAGAGACAUCGACUUAAAUUGUUUAGUUUUGAUGGAGAAAGAAUUCAAGUGAGUUUUUCUACUUAUGCAGAGCCUCUUUUUUUUUUUUUUGGCUAGGCUAAACUCCAUAGCCCUGGUGGAUAGAGUGCUAAUGAGACCAAAGUCUCAGGGCUGAUUUCUACCCUGGCCAGUUAACUUCUCACAAAGACAAAUUCAUACAUAGACAGCAUCAACACUGAUAACCGGAUAUCUGACAAAAUGUGUGCUCAUGAUCAUAACGGAGAGUGCAACCGAGAGUCGAUGACUCAGUGUUAUCUAUCACCAUUACUGAAGAAAAAUAAAGUAACUUAAUGCAUACACUUGACCAGAAAUGAAUCACUUCUGUGUACAAAGGACAAGACAUGCACAUAAUAUUUUAAUGAGGAAACUUUUUAUUAUAUCUCUUUCCAAGGUUGAGCUUCCUUCCAAUGCUCAGAACUGUCAGUAUCAUAGCUAAACAGUAUUUCUAGGAGAAAGAGCUCUUAUUAAAGGAGGGCCUUUUCCAUUAAAGACCUCAUAAGUUGUAACGUAGCAGGUCCAACCAUCAUUAAAGUAUAGUGUGCUAUUGUUUGUAGCCAUCAGCAAAACUACAGUUUGUUAAAAGCAGAAGUGAAUUCAUAAUUCAGUAUUUCAAGUUGGUAGUAUGUGGUUACAAUCAAAGGGCUUCCUUGACCAGUACCAGUAUGUUGUGGUAUUGAAGCCUCUCUCUGUCCCCAUCAAAAUUACUAAUUGCCUGUAGGAAUAUAGGAGAGUUAUAAAGGCCUUUGCUCCAUUCCCUCUCACCUCUGGAUUUGUGCACUGGAUACUCUGAAGUGAUUUACAGGGGAGAAAAUAGCCCUGUCAAAGAGAAGUUAUAUGCCUGGCUUGUUUUGGGAAUGUAUUCCCUCUUCCUAUUACUGGGAGGAGAUUAAAUAGGGCUCCCUUUCUCAUUACUAGAGCCCACAGAAUCAAUCUUGCCCUGCGUCUUUUAACCAAUUCGCCUUGUUAACUCUUGGUCACAUUUGCACUUUUUAAAUUCAAUUUUACCAUAUGGACAUUGUCCCUUUUUUUCUGGGUCUUCUAUGUACUUAUGGUUUAAAGCUGACAUUCAUUUUCCCCCAGUCUUGUUCAAGUCCAUCUUUUCAAGCAGAUUUUCCCCUCAUUUUGUACACUAUGGUUUGACAAGAGUGGAAAAGGUACCGUGUCCUCUUCCCCUUAGCCUUACCUCUCUUCUGUCAAUGUGAGGUUGAGAUAAAUCUGUAUUAGCUUGCCUUGUUUGUUCUUCCAUCUCAUUACCUCACUUCUUUACAGCUGAAAUAGGAAAUUACAUGAUUUCUCAGAGUCUAUAAUCUUCUGUGUCUACUUUGUGGACAAACAAAAUUGAAUUUUUUUAAAGUGUAAAUAUUACUAUCAGGUAAGUCAAAUAUUUGCACCAGAGCAAUCUUAUAUGUUGCAGUAUUAAGAAAAGCAUUAUACUCACUAAAAAGAAUUUCCAAUAUGCAUUAUUGUGCAGGAUACUUUGCUAACCAAGAGCUAACAGCAAUACUGUUAGCAUGGCCAUAAGAAGGACCUUGGUUUUCAUGGACUACGUGUGGGAUAUUAUGAAAUUUGUCAUUGGCUCAAAAAUUGAAGCUCAUUUACUUAUAUAAACACCAUUGACCCUUAUGAGAAUCGUUUUCAGGAAAACCUCUUUCAUGGACAAUUUCCAUAGAUUAUUUAAAAAUAUCUUUGAAAAUGUAGUCAGAGUCUCACCACAAGCUGGUCAUAUUUCAUUUAGAUCAACAAAGAGAGUCUGAAAGAAAGGCAUAGUAAAGAAAGAGUAUCAAUUUUAAUGACUUACUGUAACUCAUAUAUAAAUGUCAUUAAUUCCAAGUGUUUCUCAUCUACUCAGAUAUUUAGAGAUGGAAGUCUUUAGAAAUCAAUUUGAUCCAACCUCCCCACUUUACAGGUGAGAAAACUGAUGCUCAGUGGCUUUAAGUAACUUGCCUAAGGUCACAAACCUAGCUAGUGGAGGUAAGACCAGAACCCAGGUCUCCUGGCACCCAAUUUAAUGUUUUUCUCCCUACGUCUGCUACUUGUGUUAUAACAAAAGGAGGAGGGGAACUGAUUGUUUUUUUUUAAAUCUGCACUCUUACUGACUUCAAACUCGACACCUACAAAAGAACACUCAGUGAUAUGAAUUAGACUUUGGCCUCUGAUCUCAAAAUAACACUUCUCAUCAGUGGAGAAAUACUUUGGGUAGCAGGCCAUUUCAUUAACACCUGCUGAAAAAAGCAUUCAAUAAUGUUCUGCUGACUCUCUAAGCUUGGUUAAUAUUUUAGAGAAAUUCAGUACACACUUCAGAUUCCUAAAGAUAUUAGUGGAAUUUUGCAUAGCAGUCAAAAAGUUGACCUUUCAGGGUGUGUGUGCCAAGGAACUAGGAUAAUUCAUGACUUAAAGCAUGUAGCCCAUUGGAGUUUGCAAUCCAUGUGAUCAUUUUGAUUCAACAGCAUUGUGGGUGUGCCAACAUGAAUCAGUUCUCAAGAGUUGAUUGUUAAAUGUUUUCAAUGUGAGCAUUUAUACCUUGGAAAUCAGCAUAUGCAACAAAUCAGGACUUGAUUUAUUGCUUUCUUGGUUGUCUAGACUUAAUAAAAUGAGGGAGAAAUGUUAAUAAUGCAGAUUAAACUUAAAAGUGUAACAUGCAAAUAUUUUUUUCUUUUCGAGAGCCGGUUGUUAAGCAUUUACUAGUAUACCGCUGAGCAGCAUUAUGUAUGAAAUUCAUUCAAAGAAUGAAGUAUCUAUUGAGAUCACUGAAUUAAAGCACAGAAUUCCCCCCUUUAAUGUAAAUUGUACAUAUUUUUUAAAAAAUAGAUUUUUUUUUCUACUUUAUAUUGCUAUUGUUUAUGUUGCUUAGGUGAAGCACUGUGAUCUGUGCCAGUAGAAAAUGUCCAGUGACACUUUAAGGGCAUCAGCUUGAAUGAAUUUAGGUUGCGUCAUUGCUAUUUUUGCAUAUGAGACAUUUUUAAAAAUUCUAUAAAUUAUAGUUUUCUUGUAUAAAUAGUUGUGUGAUGCUUUUUUAUUUGUGAAUAAAAUUGUUACUUAAAUUGUUCUUA